AUGAUCCAUAAGAGUCCUACUCGAAGAAACAUGUCAAGACCCUACAACCAUCCACAAAGUCCAGCUCUAAGUAGCGGCAUUUCACUAUCAUUCGGAAAACGCAAGAAUUCCGUCACACCCCUAGCGACUCCAGUGUCGGUAUCAAGUUCUCAAAGAAGUCGACAUAGCUCUCCAUCGCGCUCCUCGGCCAUUUCAUCUCCAACAAGAACCAGCUCAGGCUCUAGUAGUCGAGGGAAAUCGUCUGAUGGCUUGGUGAACCUGGAUAGCGUAUUACAGGCGGGAAACACUCAACACUAUCGUGGUACUAUCUCGGUCUCAAUUCGAAUAAAGCCAUCGGAAAGCAAUGCCAAAAAUCCGUGGUCAAUUGGUGAUGAUGACACCAUAGCUCACAAUGACCUAGGUAAAUUUAGAUUCGAUAAUAUUUUUCAUCCAAGCAGUAAUAAUGAUCAGGUUUAUGAGGAGAUUGGGAAACCAUUGAUCGACAAACUAUUCCAAGGGUAUAAUGCAAUCGUGUUUGCCUAUGGUAUGACAGGAUCGGGGAAGACCUAUACCAUGAGCGGGACACCAGAUGAAGCUGGACUCAUAUUGCUUUCGGUGGAGCAGAUCUUUGCACAAAUUAUCGAGGCAAGUCGCGAGAACCAAUCGUUUGCCGUUAAAGUAUCGUAUCUGGAAAUCUACAAUGAAAAGAUCUAUGACUUGUUAAAUUACCAGGAUUUCAAACCACCGACUUCGAAUUAUGGAUCCUUCAAUUCAAAAGUAUCACAGGCUACCGGGGCCGAACUACAAAUUAGAGAUGACUCCAAACAUGGCGUGCGAGUUGUUGGACUUACAGAACAAGAGGCGAAUUCUACUGAAGAUGUAAUGAAAUGGAUAUCUAUGGGAAACCGUAAUCGCAGAACUGGGGAGACAGAUUACAAUACCAGAAGUUCACGGUCACACGCUAUUGUUUCUAUUACUUUAACCUGUACGAAUUUGAUUAGCGGGUCUGAGUCAAGCAGUACUUUAUCUCUGUGUGACUUGGCUGGAUCCGAAAGAGCUGCUGGUCAGCACGAGAGACGGAAAGAAGGCGCUUUCAUCAAUAAGUCGCUACUUGCUCUUGGUACAGUAAUAUCAAAGUUAAGUGCUGGCAGCACUCAUACAAGUUCAAAUUUUGGGAAUAGUCAUAUUCCUUAUCGAGACUCUAAACUAACGCGAAUUUUACAACCAGCUUUGUCAGGGGAAAGCAUAGUUACUACUAUUUGCACCAUAGAUACCAGGUUAGAUGCAAUGUCAGAAACCGUUAACACUAUCCGAUUCGCAUCUCGGGCAAAAAAUGUGUCGAUGACUGUCAAGAGGAAUGAGACUGAAACGAAUCAUGAUAGAGAAGGCCUAGUCAACAAUCUGAAACGUCAAAUAGAUGAGCAGCAGGAACUUAUAUGGGAACUAAAAAGAUCACAAUCCGUAAGCAAUCAUGAAAGUAUCAAGGUCGUCAACCCCACGUUGCAAUCGCUGCGACACGAAAACGACGCUUUGAAAGACAAGUUGCAGCAUUGCGAAAGAUUGCUGGACAAAGACGAUGCAGCUGUACACGACGAACAGUUUGUGGAAAUUGUGGAAAUGCUACCAACUGCCAUCGGCGCAAUGCUAGAGAGUAAGAUUCAGGGUCUAGAGUCGCAAUUGCGGGAGCAUAGCAGAUACAGUGCCCAAUUGGAGCAACGACUGCAACUAUUCGAAGGACAUAUAGUGCCAUGCGAAAAAUCUUCUCGGGAUGAAGACCUGCAGCAGCUCUUGAAAGAGCAAGAGGAAGAAAUCAUAGAGUUACGGAAGGGCCUGACCCGGAAAAACAAGAUGUUGGAUGCUCUACAAAGUGCGAAAAGACUGCGGGAAGGUGCUCUGAGGCCUCUUAACAAUCGUGAAAAUCGAGUGUUUGAAGCAGUAGGGAUUGCGAAGACUUUGGAAAAUUGA
Molecule: messenger RNA, 1944 nt
Organism: Lachancea nothofagi CBS 11611
Lineage: Eukaryota; Fungi; Ascomycota; Saccharomycetes; Saccharomycetales; Saccharomycetaceae
Source: the annotation of a GenBank genome assembly